GUCGUGCUCGAGUGUGUCACGAGCCAUCGUCGUGCUGUUGCAAGAAGUUGCUGCCGUUACGUUAUUGAUUGUUGUGCCUGGUACUCGCCAUGAGUUCUAUUUUUCGUUCCGAGGAGAUGACUCUUUGUCAGAUUCUUCUUCAGUCGGAGUCAGCGUAUGCCAUCGUCAGCGAACUGGGAGAACUGGGCAUGGUUCAGUUUAGAGAUCUGAAUCCUGAUGUGAAUGCCUUCCAACGCAAGUUUGUCAAUGAAAUACGACGUUGUGAUGAAAUGGAAAGAAAACUCAGGUUUCUUAGAAAAGAAAUAGAGAAGGCUGGACUGCGCGUGAACGAACCGUCUGAGUUUCCAGAUGCUCCACAUCCCCAAGAGUUAAUAGAUCUUGAGACAAAGUUUGAACAGCUAGAGACAGAGAUGAAAGAAAUUAACACAAAUCAAGAUAAACUGAACAGAAACUUUUUGGAGUUGAUGGAACUCAAACAGAUUCUCUCUAGAACUGUAGACUUCUUUGAGGAGGCUGACUAUCGUCAAGAGUUUGCAGAAACAGAUGAAUCAGCUUUAUUGACUGAAGAAGGAAAGGCUACUGCUGGAAAUCUGGGGUUUGUGGCUGGUGUUAUUAAUAGGGAGAGGGUUCCUGGUUUUGAGCGUCUUUUGUGGAGAGCAUGUCGUGGUAAUGUUUUUCUUCGAUAUACUGAAAUAGAGAAUGCAAUGGAAGAUCCUGUCACUGGUCAGGAAGUGCACAAAUUUGUGUUUAUUAUUUUCUUUCAAGGAGACCAGCUCAGGUCACGAGUGAAGAAGAUUUGUGAAGGUUAUCGAGCUACUCUUUAUCCGUGUCCUGAGUCAGCUGCUGAACGUCGUGAGAUGACUAUGGGAGUUUCAACUCGUAUUGAAGAUCUCAGAACAGUUCUUGCUCAAACUCAAGAUCAUCGUUGUCGAGUUUUACAGACAGUAGCCAAGUCAUUGUGUGGAUGGGAAAUCAGGGUGAAGAAGAUCAAGGCUAUAUACCAUACUCUUGACCAGUGCAACUUUGAUUUGACAACUAAAUGUCUUAUUGGAGAGUGCUGGUGUCCAGUUGCUGAUCUAGAUGCCAUUCAGAGGGCUGUGAGACGAGGAACGGAACGUAGUGGUUCAUCAGUUCCAUCUGUGUUAAAUCGCAUUGACACUACAGAAUCUCCACCUACGUUUUUUCGAAACAACAAGUUUACUCAAGCUUUUCAAAACAUUGUAGAUGCUUAUGGAAUAGCAAAUUAUCGUGAAGUUAAUCCAGCCCUCUUUACCAUAAUUACAUUUCCAUUUUUGUUUGCUAUCAUGUUUGGUGAUUUUGGCCACGGUGUGCUUAUGGCCCUUGCUGCAUUUGCAAUGAUUCUCAUGGAAAAGAAGCUUUCAAAAUCAAAUCUUGGAGAAAUAUCUACCAUCUUUGAGGGCCGUUACAUCAUGUUUUUGAUGGGACUGUUUGCCAUGUAUACGGGACUUAUCUAUAACGAUUGUCUUUCAAAAGCAUUCAAUAUAUUUGGUUCGCACUGGAACUUUUCUUAUUCGAUAGAAAAAUUUGAAGGCUGGGAAAAAGCAAAGGAUGAAUUUGUUCAAUUAAGUCCUUGUACGAACUUUGAUAAUGGAAAUCCGUAUCCAUUUGGAAUGGAUCCAAUCUGGCAAGAACACUUGGCUGAGAAUUCUAUCACAUUUACUAACUCUUUCAAAAUGAAGAUGUCAAUUAUUGUUGGUGUAUCACAGAUGUUGUUUGGAAUUAUCCUCAGUCUCACUAAUCAUUUAUUCUUUCGUCGUUACAUCAACGUUGUUGCAGAAUUUAUUCCUCAGAUGCUCUUUCUGAUAUCAAUAUUUGGAUAUCUGUGCGUUCUUAUCAUCUAUAAGUGGAUUAUUGGAGGAUGCAUUAGCUCAGAAGAGUAUCAUGCUCCUCCCAGUCUCUUGAUUACAAUUAUCAACAUGUUCCUCAAUCUUAUAAAGCCAGAAUACAUUGAUAAACAAACGGGAGCUUUGUAUGAUGAAAGUGCUCAGAAAGGAGUUCAGUAUGUGUUGGUGUUUUGUGCUGUGAUAUCUGUACCUUGGAUGCUUCUUGUCAAACCAUUUUACCUCAAAUGGAGGCACAACAAACAGUUUCCAACUGGUUAUACAGAGUUUCCAGAGGACAACACAGUGGGGAUACCACAAAGUGAAGACGAUGAAGUUGUUCAUCAUGAUGGGCAGCCUUCAUCUCACUCUGGUCAUGAUGAAGAAAAGUUUGAGUUCAGUGAAGUUUUUAUCCAUCAAGCCAUCCAUACUAUUGAAUUCUGUCUUGGUUGCAUUUCUCACACAGCCUCAUACCUUCGGCUGUGGGCUCUUAGCCUUGCUCAUGCAGAGUUGUCUGCUGUUUUAUGGAAAAUGGUGUUCCAUUCUGUUCUACAAUUUGAAGGAGGCUUAGGCAUUAUUGCUACCUUCAUAGGAUUUACAGCUUGGGCUCUUCUGACUAUUGCUAUUUUGUUGGUGAUGGAAGGACUAUCAGCUUUCUUGCAUACCCUUCGUCUUCAUUGGGUGGAAUUCCAGAGUAAGUUCUAUGUAGGUGAAGGGUACAAGUUUGUGCCUUUUUCAUUUGAAGCCAUCUUGAAAGAAGAGGGCAACGAGUGACAAAGUUGAAGAGAACUAGCAGCUGUCUAUUGGAGCUCUGUUAUUGUUGUACUGAUGGAGUGUAUGGUGUCUGUUGCGUUGCUGACGUAUGUUGUAUUGAAAUUUUUGCUAAAAUCGUUAGUUGUCUAGGAAUAAUUACUGCCUUUAUGUUGAACUGAGCCCAUAUACACCUUGCUUAUAGUAUGGCUUUCAGAGGUAGUACACGUGGCACGAGAAGGCUGGAAAUCCUGUAGUUGGCUAUUUAAUUAGCGUCUUUUUUGAACAGAUCAACUAUAGAUCAUCUUUCUUUAAUGCUUGCAGGAGUCAUUAUAUUCAUUGAGAGACUCGUCAAUGCACUUUAUUAACAGAGCUGUCAGAAAUCA
Molecule: messenger RNA, 2977 nt
Organism: Corticium candelabrum
Lineage: Eukaryota; Metazoa; Porifera; Homoscleromorpha; Homosclerophorida; Plakinidae
Product: V-type proton ATPase 116 kDa subunit a1-like
Exons: 25
Coding region: 90-2615 (841 amino acids)
Biological process (GO): vacuolar acidification; proton transmembrane transport
Cellular component (GO): plasma membrane; vacuolar proton-transporting V-type ATPase, V0 domain; vacuolar proton-transporting V-type ATPase complex
Molecular function (GO): ATPase binding; proton-transporting ATPase activity, rotational mechanism
Source: RefSeq, a predicted model, not a curated record